CUGUCUGCUGAGACCAUGAAACUUCCCCUGCUCUGUGUGCUGGUAAUGGUGGCUGGUGUGAUUCCAACCCAGAGCGGAAUUCUUAACCUGAACAAAAUGAUUCAACAAAUGACCGGGAAGACACCUUUAUUCUCCUAUUGGUUCUAUGGCUGUCACUGUGGACCCAAAGGCAGAGGCCAACCCAAAGAUGCCACAGACUGGUGCUGUAAGACACAUGACUGCUGUUACAUGGCAUUGAAGAGUAAAAACUGCCGUUACACUACAGACCACUACAAAUACAACAUGACCCACGAUGAUAUCCACUGCUCACUCGAUGGGACUUGGUGUGAGCGGCAUUUGUGUGACUGUGACAAGAAGCUGGCUAUGUGCCUGAAGCACAACUUGGACACCUACAAUAAAUACCUCCGUUUCUACUGGCGGCCCCGCUGCCAGGGCCCGACCUCAAAAUGUUAG
This is a messenger RNA of Elephantulus edwardii (Cape elephant shrew), 453 nucleotides long. RefSeq names its product phospholipase A2, group IID (gene PLA2G2D). Gene Ontology annotation, biological process: phospholipid metabolic process; negative regulation of T cell proliferation; lipid catabolic process. Lineage: Eukaryota; Metazoa; Chordata; Mammalia; Macroscelidea; Macroscelididae. Gene Ontology annotation, molecular function: calcium ion binding; phospholipid binding. The record is from RefSeq and is a predicted model, not a curated record. The transcript has 4 exons. Bases 16 to 453 code for a protein of 145 amino acids.